AUGAAUCGGUCUUCAGCUGAAUCUGCAAAAGACGAUGUUCAUGCGGAACGGAUGGAUCUCGGACGCCCCAUUCACGCUCAACGGAACGAACAUAUCCGAAUGCACCAGCUACGUUUAUCUGGGUCGGGAAUUGAACAUGAUGAACGAUCUGACCCCCGAGCUGGAGAGGAGGAGACGAGCGGCUUGGGGGGUGUACAAGAGCAUCGGAUGGAUGUAGUGAAGAAGACCAGGAACACCUGGCUCUGUGCUCACCUCUUCGACACCACUGUACUUCCUGCUUUAACCUAUGCUUCGGAAACCUGGGCAUUUCGCAAGCAGGAAGAAAACGCGGUGAGCGUCAUUGAACGCGCAAUUGAAAGGGUGAUGCUAGGAUUAUCCCGUUUCACGCAAAUGAGGGACGGGAUUCGAAGUUCUCUCCUACGUCAGCGAUCGAAGAGACGCCGCCGCGUUUGCCAAGGAAAAUAA
Messenger RNA from Necator americanus (New World hookworm), 465 nucleotides. RefSeq lists its product as uncharacterized. The record is from RefSeq and is a predicted model, not a curated record. The transcript has a single exon. The coding region runs from base 1 to 465 and encodes 154 amino acids. NCBI's taxonomy places the organism in Eukaryota, Metazoa, Nematoda, Chromadorea, Rhabditida, Ancylostomatidae.